Molecule: messenger RNA, 4125 nt
Organism: Brassica rapa (field mustard)
Lineage: Eukaryota; Viridiplantae; Streptophyta; Magnoliopsida; Brassicales; Brassicaceae
Source: RefSeq, a predicted model, not a curated record
AUCAAUCGUAUUUGCCUCUAAGUAAAUGCAACACCGAUAAAAUGAAAGAAAAAAAUUGUUAAAAAACACCUAUAAAAUUGAAAGAGCAAAAAAAGAGUAUUUAAAUGAAUUUCAAAAGUUGACAAAAAAAUGAAUUUCAAAAUGGUUUACUCACUGUAUUUGAUACUAAUUUAUACACUCCAAAUUAGGAAAACAAGCUCUACCGAGCUCAUAUCUCUAAUCAUACAAAUCUAAUUUAAUUACAAUGAAAUAACAUAAACAAAUAUGAUUUUUUAAAAGAUGAUGCCAGGUUUGAAGUUCUCUCUAUUGAUGAAUGAAUAUUCAAAACUACAACACAUUUAACCAUUGUAAUUGAUAUAAUAGCAAGAUGAUAAAUAUGAGAGUGAAGUUGUUUGUGAUUUUAGAACAAACAAAUUCAUGAAUCUGAAAUAUUUAUUUUGAUUCGAAAAUUGUUAAUUGUGAUCCUUUUUGAUCAUAAAUUGUGCAGUCUACCAUGAAAGUGUGUGAAGAGUUCUUUUACGCUGAAUGAAGUAGUUUUGAAGAUUGACUAAAGCAAAGACAAUGUGAGAAUCCAACACAUGUUUUACUGGUUUAGAAUUAGAAGUAGACCAAACAUCAAGAUCUACUGCAUUUGUAAAACCAACAAAGAACAAUCUAUUUUUCAGGUUUGGAAAACGUCUGCUCAGAAUGAUUGCUAGAAAGCUUCUUUUUAUGAAGUUGGUGUUGGCGAGAUGUUUUAGUAGAGUCAGAGAUGUUUCAGAUAUCAGAUCAGAUCUCAAAUUCAAGUGGUUCCCACUCAGUGUUUUGGGAGAGUUGGAAGGAAUUCUUUUACUAUUUGGGCAACCAAUUUGAUUUUUGAGAAGAUAAACCAUGAUGUGACUGCUACUUCAAAAUUGCUUGAUUGUGCUCUUUGCUUACCAUCAUCUGAUAUUUGAUUUCUUGAGAGGGCAAACAGUUUGUGCAUAGAAGAAAAGAGUAAAAAAGAGAGAAGUUGGUGGCUUUUGGCAUAGUUGGAAGAACUUCUAUUUGGGCUACUGAAGUCAUUUUUUAGAAGACAAAUCAAGUUGUCAAUGCUUCUACCAAAUGGCUUGACUGUGUUCUAAGCUUGCCAUCAGCAUCAGAUGUUCAGUUCUUGGGAGCUCAAGCCGUUUGCGUCUAGAAAGAAGGGAGAGAUGAAGAAGAGAGGAGUAAACAAGAGAGAGAUGAAGUCAGUUUGUGAACAGAAGUAUAGAGGUGUACAGAAGAGAGAUAGAGAUGAAGUAGUAUUGAUUGUUUUUGAGUUUUACUGUUGAUUAUGUUGAAUAGAAGAAGCAAGAUUAUAGGAUACAACUGAAAAAAAAAAUUCUGAAUUGCGUCACUCUAUCAAAAGUCUGACAAAACUAGUUUUUGUGUAUAAUCUCAAACUCAAAAGAAAUAUUAAAGAGAAAAAAGAAUAAUGUGAAAGAUUGAUUCGUUUUCUAUGUGUGUCUCUUACUCUACACAAGUGCUCUCUUAUUUAUAACAUAAAGAGAUUAGUACACGUCCCAGUUCGAAAACGCGGACUAGGCGGCCGAGUUCUCGGCGUGGAGGCGCUUGGCGGUUACUCACCGUCGCGAUUAGACCAUGUGCGCUCAAAAACUCGGAGCUGACGAAAAAAAAUCAAAAUUUCUUUCUUUUAGUGAUUAAAAUCAAUUGUUAUGUUAACCAUCCAUCAUAUUUUGAUAUAAACGCCAGUUAAAACAAGAAAUUUGAUUGAAAGAGUGAAGAAAACUGAAGAGCGGCGGUUUAGGGUUUGCAGGAAUUCUAAUUUUAAAGGAAGAAGACGAGGGUAUAUACGUAAUUAUGCUUGAUUAAUGAAAAAAAAAAGACAAAAGAGCUGCAACCCCAAAGGAUCGAUCCCAUCACCAGUAGAAACAACAAACAUGUCAUAGACCACUACACUAAGUUGUUUUCACAUCAUACUUUCACAUGUAUAACUACUUAUCCGUAUAUGUAAUAUUAAAAAUAUAUGAAAACUAGAUCCCGCGUAUACCCCGAUUAAUCCCGAUUUUUUGAUAACUCGUUAGGUCCGAGAUCACCGCCCGACUAGCGCCUAGCGUAGUUUCGAACAGGGGUACACGUUAUAUAAUAAUGGAGGUACCAAACGUCUCUAAUCAUUAAUGAGUUUGAUUUCCAUAACUCAAAGAUUAUUGUAUGUUUGUUUUUCAGUUAUAAUGUGGUAUGACUAAAUGAAACCCAUCACUAUGUUUUUAUUGAGUUUAUAUUUAAAUAAUUAUAAAAAUAUUUCAAUCUCAAAUCCUCAAAGUGAUUUAUUUGCUAAUUUUUUUAUAUUUAGCCAAAUUUAAAGUUUUAUAAGCUUUGCAUAUCACUCACUUUGGACCUUAAUUUUUCAUUCAAUACAACACAAUUCCGAUUUUGACAAACAAAUACACUAACUCAUAGUGUUCACGGUGACGAUUACAUCGUGCCAAAGUUCCAGUUCUUCCGACAAACGUUUCGUCGAAAAACCCAUAAAAAAAUUGGUCCACACCACUUUUUCAAAAACAAAUUGUAACAGCAUGAAGAGAAGAAUAACCUCAUUUUGUCUACAGAGAAACCAAUGAAAAUAUAAAAUUAAAAAAUUAUUUCAGUCAUAAUCAAAAGUUAUUAUUAAAAGAAAAUUGUUGAUAAAUCAAUUUAAUGGAAAAAAACUCACCUCUCUUGUUUACCAAUGCAUUUCGAUAUGUAUUUUGCAUACAAGUUCAAAAGACAAGACCUUUUUCGUUGUUAACGUUACUCAUAGGCAAAAUAUUUCAUUAAUUUUUAUGGUGCUUACUUCUUGGUUAAAAUAUGCGAGUCUGAAGUCGAGUGAACACUAGCAUAAAUUGCUAUGCUACAUGUCUUGAUUUGAUGAUAUGUACACUCUAAAAUAUAAAUUAUAAAGUAGUACGCAUUAUAAUUUAUUAGAGAGAUGAUGUUAUUUUAAGGAUUUGGUUAUAUAUGUUAUUGUUUUCCCGAUUUUGGCACGUGUUCAUCGCACGGAAGAUGAGUUGGUCCAGACUCCAGAUGAUUGCUCAUUUCUACUAUAAAGCAACAGACUUUCAUGGAUAGACAAGGCUAAACUAACCCCGUAUUGUUAGUUUUGCAAUGGGGAACACGAGUAGUUGACUCAAAAAGGUCAGUGUAGGAAAAAAUGUUUGAGAUUUCACAUGUGCUAUGCUUAGAAGAAGAAGCUUUGUAUAUAUAUAUAUAUAUAUAUUUGAUUGUUGUAUGUUCUAUUCAAAUUUUUCAUUUUAUGAAUAUUCACAAUUUAGCAAAAAAAAAAAUCUAUUUUUCUGUCGGCAAGAAAACAUUUUAUUGAAAGCUUUUUUGUGGGAUUACAGCCAUGGGCUUAAAUAUUAAAAAAUAAAAUAAAUUAAAAAUAAGCCCAAGUUCAUGUUAGUAUUUAGGGUUUUCUAGGUUUGUUUCUCCACGGAGAGCGUGUGAUUUAAACCAUAACCUUGUUUCACAAGACAAAUCGAUAUCCCUGCACAGACAAAGACUCAGAUCAACUAUUGUUCAAACCGUCCAUCUAGAUGGUAGAUCUUACGGUGAAGACAAUGGAUCUAUUAUGGGCUGUCUUCUUCUGGGCUGUCUUCAGAUACGCCCCGACAGUGGCUGUAGAGAUGUUGUUUGUCAUCUUGGUUAUCAUCGUGACCAUGCUUGGACUAGACAUUCUCCGCAUGUGUUUGACGUGGGUCCCGGCCGGUAAUGACUUGAAUCCGUUAGAGACCUUGGCUCAGGUGGAAGAAGAGCAGAAUUACGAGACAUCUGAAAAGAUUCUACGUGAUGUAGCCGAGAUUAGAUCAAAAAUAUCACAAAUUGAGCGUGAUGUUCGGCAAAUUAAGCAAAUAAUUUUUAUAUUACAAGGGAAGACUGAAAGUCUUGAAAGCAAACAGGAUGCGACUCUCUCGGAACUAUGUCGCUUAAUCCAAUUUUUAAGUGACGAAGGCAAUACAAGCACUAAAGUAUUAUAGGUGAUCAUUGAUAGUUUGGUCGCUCUUCAUGAUCGUUUUGGGGGAAAACUUCAUCCUUAAUUUUGCAGUUGAUAUUCUGAAAUGUUGUUUUGUUUUGUCGUUGAUUGACCACUUAUCAGAUCAUUAUUUCGUGGAUGGAUUUUCACGAACU